This is a messenger RNA of Lodderomyces orthopsilosis Co 90-125, 2322 nucleotides long. RefSeq lists its product as uncharacterized. NCBI's taxonomy places the organism in Eukaryota, Fungi, Ascomycota, Pichiomycetes, Serinales, Debaryomycetaceae. Bases 1 to 2322 code for a protein of 773 amino acids. The transcript has a single exon. Gene Ontology annotation, biological process: lipid metabolic process. The record is from RefSeq and is a predicted model, not a curated record. Gene Ontology annotation, molecular function: triacylglycerol lipase activity.
AUGUCCGAUCGAAUACCACUUUAUGAAGAGUUUGAAGAUUAUAUAAAUGAAGAUCACAUCAGUGAGUUCGCCAAGGCCCUAGUAUGGCAAGACCAUGAUGAUAUCGCAACUACCCCCGCCACACCUAAAAGUGAACCUUUGGAUUUCGAUGAUAUAUCAUCACUGGGAACUGAAGAAAUAGAACAGGAUACAAAUAAUAAUACUUUGAUUGGAGAGGGGGCAGAACUUGGCAUUUCACCCACUACUAAGCCAGAUAUGAUUACAUCAAAAAGUGAUUGGUUUCCGGUAAGUGCUUCCAGUGAUAAAUCGAAGUCCAAGUCAAAUUCCAAAGACAAAUCCAGGAAGUCAUCUUCUGGUAUUGUCUCAUUGCAAAAUGAAUUUAGAAAUAACAUAACCUAUACAUUGCUACGGUGGCCCAUCUUAAUAGCUGUUUUCAUCUGGGUAGCAAUCUUAGGGACUUUAUAUUUUUGGAUAAGAGUCCAUGUGGCACUAAAAGAAUACUUCUUCACCUGGAGAGGCGAGCGGAAGAAAUUACGUCAAAAGUUGAGACAAUCAAAGUCUUAUGAGGAAUGGGUAGAAAACGCUAUAAACUUAGACAAGUAUUUGAACUUAGAUAAGUGGUCAGAAAAUCCGAAAUUUUCGUAUUAUGAUUACAAGACGGUGGGGAUGACCAUUUCAAGGUUGAAAAAAGCUCGUGCGGGUAACAAUAUUCAAGAAUUACAAAUACUUCUACAAGGAAGUUUGAAACGGAAUUUUGCUGGAAUUGAAAAUAGACAAUUGUAUUCACAUAGAUAUUAUGGAACCAAAAACUUGGUGCAGUCGUAUUACGAAGAAGUAUUACGUUGCAUAGAUAUAGUUGCUGAUUCAAAUGAAGUCUCACCCGAAGUCAAGUACAAGUUUUUCAAAAUUGUCCUGAAAAACUUUGGUAAAUCAGCCUUGUGUUUGAGUGGAGGAGCUACUUUUGCUUAUACUCAUUUUGGAGUUGCGAAAGCUUUACUUGAUGCAGGUUUAUUACCAAAUAUUAUAUCGGGUACAUCUGGGGGUGGGUUAAUUGCUGCAUUAUUAUGUACAAGAACUGAUGAGGAGUUAAAAAAGUUAUUGAUUCCACAAUUGGCAAGGAAAAUAACUGCUUGCGAAGAUCCAUGGUAUGUGUGGAUCCCAAGAUUAAUCAAGACUGGGGCUAGAUUCGAUUCAGUGGCAUGGGCAAGGAAAUCAAAUUGGUUUACAAGAGGAUCAACAACAUUUGAAGAAGCAUUUGAAAGAACAGGAAGAAAGUUGAAUAUUAGCACCGUCCCUGCUGAUCCGCAUUCGCCUGUUAUCUUGUGCAAUGACAUCACUUCUCCUCAUUGUAUCAUAUGGUCUACAUUACUUGCAUCUUCGGCUGUCCCCGGUAUCCUCAAUCCAGUGGUGUUGAUGAUGAAGAAUCCUGAUAAUGGAGCAGUUGUUCCAUUCUCUUUGGGAAGCAAAUGGAGAGAUGGGUCUUUGAGAACAGAUAUACCUAUUGAUGCGCUCAACACAUAUUACAAUGUCAAUUUCACUGUUGUAUCUCAAGUCAACCCACACAUUUCAUUAUUCUUUUUUGCACCCAAGGGAACUGUCGGUAGGCCAGUCCCCGUGUCAAAAAGUAGAACAAAGAAGGAAAAAUUUGCUUCAUUUAGAGGUGGAUUUAUUGCAGCUGCGUUAGAGCAAUUAUUACGUUUAGAAAUUCGAAAAUGGUUACAAAUUGUUAAAUCACUAGACUUGUUGCCUCAUGUAUUACAACAAGAUUGGUCAAAUGUUUGGUUACAAAAUUUCACUGGUUCAGUGACAAUUUGGCCCAGGAAUAAAUUGAUUGAUUUUUGGUACAUCUUAUCUGAUCCUACUGAAAAACGAUUGGAGGAGAUCAUUAUGAAAGGUGAACGUAGCAUGUAUCCCAAAUUGCUUUACAUCAAGAAUCGAAUUUUAGUGGAGAGGGCAAUUGAACGUGGGAGACGGGUUUCUGCCAAGGCUAUGAAAGAAUCUCGAAUCAACCUUGAAAUAUCAACCAAUCAACACAAAGGCAUAGCCGACGAUGAUGAAGAUGAAGAUGACAUUGUUCCUAGCGACUACGAUCUUGCAAAAUUCAAAGCCAAGAUCGGAUUGACUAAUAAAGAUUUUGAGGAUUUUGCAGCGGGAUACAGUGGUGCUGAUCAUGAUGGAGAUGAUGAAGAUGACGAUGAAGAAGACGAUGCAUUUGAUGAAGAUUUGUUGGUUAGGGACAUGUAUGAUGAUAGUGAUACAUUUAGUAGUCCUUCACUGCCUAGUCCAAGUAAGUUCAAACACAGACGAAACACUGUGUUUUGA